AUGGGUACUGUGGUGCUGGGCACGUUGUCGGGAUUUGGUGCAAUUACCACCGCAUGGAUGUUUGCUGACGCUCUGGGGAGUUUAUCAAGGGAUGAGGUUACCAAACAGGAUAUUACAAGCGCGGAACACAGUCUGACGCGCGUGCGCAAUGACCUCGACCUACGGAAUAGAGAGGCUCUGGCCUUGGAACUUCAAAAUACGAAAAACCCGCUUUUGAAUUUGGAUUCAAUACUUAUUCCUGUAUUUGUAGCAACCGCGUUCGUGGGGCUCGCGCUUUCUCGGAGCCUUCAGUGGGGAGAGUGGUGGGUAUCGGUGUUUCAUAAUCUCACUAAAUUGGGCGAUCCUCUAAUUAGUAACAAUGUGAAUACAGAAGCGACAGCUCUACGUCGCGAAAUAGCCGGGCUGCGAGCUCUAGAGGCGGAGAUGUCCCGAGAGCUUGAGCAUAUGCGCGCUCGACAGGCUCGCAUGGAGUUCUCGAAGACCCUCAGUGGGCGUAUCUGGAAUGCGGGAGGUUGGCUAUUUGGUGCUUAUUGUGCUUUCAGGGUUGUAAACUCAGCAACAAACCUACUUUUUUUGUUCCUUGGGCUUCGUCAAUACCCUACAUCUAUGCCUGCAGACACGUGUGCCCCUUCCUCUGCAACGCCGUGCACCGGGAUAUCCACAGCUCCUCCUGACCUAAUCAGCGGUGCAUUGGGUCUUCUUGUCUCGCUAGUUCCCGGAAUCCCGUUGGAACGCUCUGAAGCCGAUCGGGCAGCACGCCAAAUCAGCCUCUUACUUGUAGGUUGUAUCGUACUCAGUAGCAUCAGGGUCGUCCUAAUUGGCGUUGGAAAGAUUCUGCGAGUUACCAGUCAAUCAAUCCUGACUUCCUUGGCGUUACUUAUUUUAGCACAAUUGAUGGGAACGUAUCUUCUUUCCACACUCAUUCAACUUCGCACUUCGUUUCCUUCUUCUACGAACCUAGACGGCAAUGACACUGCUCUAUCUCUAUUCUCAACACUCCCAGCCUUUGAAGUUUUCGGUUGGAUUUUCGACGCAACCUUCUUGAUUUCAGCAUGCCUUACUAUGACAUGGAGGUGGCUGGAAGUUCGGCUUCAAGGAAUGUAA
Messenger RNA from Rhizoctonia solani, 1104 nucleotides. RefSeq names its product G protein coupled receptor. The record is from RefSeq and is a predicted model, not a curated record. The transcript has 7 exons. NCBI's taxonomy places the organism in Eukaryota, Fungi, Basidiomycota, Agaricomycetes, Cantharellales, Ceratobasidiaceae. Gene Ontology annotation, cellular component: membrane. Bases 1 to 1104 code for a protein of 367 amino acids.